AUGGCGGGAGGCACUGGCACCGCCAGGGGCAGUGGUGGCGUCCAGGGGGGCGUCGUGUGGCAGGUGGCACUAGCAUCACCAGGGGCAGCGGGCAGUGGUGGCGUCAAGGAGAAUGGCGGGAGGCACUGGCACCGCCAGGGGCAGUGGGGGCGUCCAGGGGGGCGGCGUGUGGCAGGCGGCACUAGCAUCACCAGGGGCAGCGGGCAGUGGUGGCGUCAAGGAGGAUGGCGGGAGGCACUGGCACCGCCAGGGUCAGUGGUGGCGUCCAGGGUGGCGGAGGGCAGCACUGGCACUGCCAGGGGCACUAGCCAGUGGUGUCUGCCAGGGGGGCAGUGGGUGGCACUGGCACCACUGGGGGUAGCUGUCAGUGGUGGUGUCCAGGGGGGUGGAAGGCGGCAAGCAGCACUAGCAUCUCCAGGGAUGGUGGGCAGUGGUGGCGUCCAUGGGGGUAGCGGUCGGUGGUGGCACCACUGGGGGCAGUGGCCAGUGGUGGUGACCAGGGGGGCGGAGGGCAGCACAGGUACCACCAGGGGCACUAGGCAGUGGUGCCCUCCAGGGGGGAAGCAGGUGGAACUGGCAUUGCUGGAGGAGGAUGGCGGGAGGCACUGGCACCGCCAGGGGCAGUGGUGGCGUUCAGGGGGGCGGAGGGCAGCACUGGCACUGCCAGGGGCACUAGCCAGUGGUGCCUUCCAGUGGUGGCGUCCAGCGUGGCUGCGGGCGGCAGUUGGCACUACCAUCAUCAGGGGAGGCGGGCAGUGGUGGCGUCCAGGAGGACAGUGGGAGGCACUGGCAAUGCCGGGGGCAGUCGUGGCGUCCAGGGGGGUGGAGGGUAGCACUGGCACCACCAGAGGCACUAGGCAGUGGUGUCCUCCAGUGGUUUGGGGUCUUGAACCGAACCCUGUAUCUGGUGUCAGCAAGCGGCUGUUAGCGUUAGAGACAUCUACGCCUGAUGCCACACCGACACAUCUACAGCAGCAGCAGCCGACAUCGGCUGCACAGAUCCGCUGUAAGGACAACGGCUACGGACUUCAGUUCACAAUGAUGCGCUGCAGUGAGUGA
This is a messenger RNA of Schistocerca nitens (vagrant locust), 1059 nucleotides long. Its product is annotated as collagen alpha-2(I) chain-like. Bases 1 to 1059 code for a protein of 352 amino acids. The transcript is spliced from 2 exons. Lineage: Eukaryota; Metazoa; Arthropoda; Insecta; Orthoptera; Acrididae. The record is from RefSeq and is a predicted model, not a curated record.